CCACCCAUAAGCACAUGUUUCGUGGCCGCACGUUGCGACAGCAUUGAGAGCCUCACUCUGCGGCUCUAUUCUCGCUGACCCAGAGCCGGCUGGCAAACCCAAGACAAUUUCUGACUAUAUAGAAUGCGCUGAGCCCCUGAAACCGGGCAAAGGCGCUCGCUGCGGGCCAGCCCCCUGAAUUUGCGUUUCCGGUCUUUAGCAUGCUGCUCCAACCUGGACAGCCUCUUACACACUAUCAGGCGGGGAGCAAGGGCCCUCUCCCCGUCAUAACUGACGACGACGAGCUGCUGAACGUGGAGGCAUCGGUCGUCAGCGGUCCCUCCACGCCACACGAACUGGACUCGCCCGCCUCCGUCGUGCGUGGCGGACCAGCGGGCGCCCGACCAUGGAGCUUCAUUGAGCCGCAUCACACGGGCGGGCUGACGCCGGCGGGCAAGGGCGCGCUCGUAAGCUCGCUAUCCUUCGGCUCCACGGUUGGCGCCAACAACACGACCGGCGCCGCGGCGCCAGGAGGCCGCGCCAAGCGCGGCAGCAGCGCCAGCGGCGGGGGUGGCGACAACAGCUCCUCGGCUGGAUCCAGCCACGGCGGCGCCGCCGGCGCCGGCGACCGCUCUGGUGCCUCCUCUUCGCAGGGCGUCUACCCGCCCCUCCCGCCUCUGGACCCCCGUCCCACCAGUUCUGAGAAGCAGCUGCGACUGCAGCCCUUCUCGUCCGCCAUGGGCUUGCCAGACGAUGCACCGCUCAUGGCGCUCGGCGCCGGCAGCGGAACGGGAGCUGUAGGUGCAGGAGCAGGCAGGGGCUCUCGUCGGGGCAGCUCUGGGCCGCAGGGCUUUGUGGCAAGCGCCAACGCCGCCGCGGCCGCAGCCGCCGCGACGGCCUCUGAGCGCCUGCUCGCAGCAGGCACGCGCACGCCACUGCUGCCGUCGUCCUCGCUGUUGGCUUUAGCCGCAUCGGGAGCAACGGCGACGGGUGCGGCUGGCGUUGGCGCGACGGGCGGCGCGAGGGCGGCGCCGCGCAAGGCACGGACUUCUGCGGGGUCGCCAGCCAUCGUGCCAUCGGGGCCGGUGCAGCUUGCGCCGUUCGCGGCCGUGCCGGAGGCUGGCGCCGCCGGCGCUGGUGCCGUCGCAAUCGGCGCGGAGCGCCGUGGCCGCUCAUUCGGCCGCAGCCUCAGUGUGAAUGCCGGCAGCUUGGGCGACGGGGGCGGCAGCGGCGGUGGUGCUGGCGGCGCGGGCGCGGAGACGGCGCCUGGCGGGUCGGCGCUUUCAGCCCGCGCAAGCACGCCGCCGGUAUUCCCUGUGACCAGCAGUGUCGGGGGCGGCAGUACCAGCACCGCCGCGGGGGCCGGCGUUGGCGCCCGUCUCAAAACCAUGUCACUCAACCACAUCAAGCUCGGCCAGCAACAGGCGCAACAGCAGGCGCAGGCACAGGCACUGGCGCAGGGCGCGCGCCCAGCGCUUCGGUCGCCGCCGACCGCUGGCGGGACUGCUGCCGUGGCGCCGCACCCCGCCUGGAUCACGCCUGGCGGCCUGUCGCCGCAGCAGCGGGACACAGCAGCCGCCGCAGCAACAGCAACAGCAACAGCAGCCGCCACACCUGGCGGCGGCCGGCUGAGCCAACCGCCUUCGCCGCCUCAGCGGGGCGUUACGGCGACCGCCGUGUCCGCCUCGGCCUCGUCACAGGCUCGGAUCCAGGCCUCUCCGACUCUGCAGGGCCGCGGGAGCGGCGGCGUUCCCGUUGCCUACAGCAACAGCAGCAGCGGCGCUGCUGGCGGCCGGCACGCGCCCACCAGCGCACCGCUUCCUCGGCUGCCCGAGCGCGCGCUCUACUCUACGCCCAGCGGUGCCGGCGCCAACGCCGCUGGCGGCAGCCUGAGCACAUCGGCCGCGGCAUUCCUGGCGGGCGGCGCGGGCGGCGUGGCGCGGAGCCCCGCGCUGAUCCUGCCCGCCAACCUACCACCGGCUGGGCCUGCGGGGACGGAGCCUGGUGCCGAGGCAUCUGAGAUCAUGUUCGGGCACGGGGCGAGAGGCGCAGCGCCGCAGCCACUGGGCGAGGGCGAGGUCCCGCCGCUGCCGGAAGUGGUGGUGCGGGUGCCGCGCUGGCUCAAGCCCAGCGCGUUCCAGAUUACGGAGAAGCCGCGGAGCGGCCGCCUGCAGGAGCUGGUCGACCUGAUGGCGGCUGUGACGGCGCCCACCAUAUUCGACCUAGGCGGUCUGGAGUUCAGCGGCGCGGUGGUGCCGCCGCCGCCGCCGCAGGGGCCGCAGCUGGCCGGCCACGCGCACUCGUCCACCUCAUUCUACACCGCCUCGGGCAUGGACUCGGAGACCUCCUCGCCGCAGCCGCAGCGCUCCAGGGCGCUGUUUAUGAAUCCGGACGGCGUGGGCUCCGUCUCAAUCGGCCGCGGCGGCAGCGCCGCCAACGCAGCCGCAGGCGGCAGCCGCUACCGGCGCCACAGCGGCGCCAUCGCGCCAGGCCGGGACCAGGUGAUCGCUGUGCCGCCUGGGCAGUACAUCACGAUCUACAAUGCCACACUACUGCUCACGGCGGAGCAGUAUAUCAUGGUGGGCGCAGCCGCCAGUCUCACGCUUAAGAGCGUGGAGGUCAUGGGCUGCUCCCGCGAUGCAGCCGUGGCCUCAGCGGCCGUGCGCCGCCGCGCGCUGUCCAGCGCCGCCGCCGCCGCCGUGGCCUCGUCUUCGCUGGCGCAGCCGUCCGCGCAGCCGUCGUCACUGUCGUUGCUCGGAGGAGGCGGGGGAGCCAGUGGGGCGGUCACCGCGCCGGGGUCCGUGGCGGGCUCCGGGUUGGGGGUGGCACGGCCGCUGCGGCGCACCUCCUCGCCAGGGCGCGGCGAUGCCUAUCUUGGCGUGGCGGCGGCGGGCGCGGUGGCGUCCACCGCCGCCAGCUCCCGCCGCGCCAGCGCCAGCGGCGGCCCUGGCGAUGGCCUGCCGGCGCUGGCUGGCGGCGGCAGCGCCACUGGCGGCGGCGGCGGCCGCCGCCGCACCGUUACGAACAGCGGCGCCGCCAGCAGCGCCAUCAGCGCCGUACCUAGCUCCAUAAACAUCGGCGCCGGCGGCGCCGCCUCCGGACCGUUCGUGCUUUCCAUCCCGCCGCCCAUGGUAAUCCCCAACAGCUCCGGGAUCCACGAGCUCGUGGAUUCCAACGAGUACGUGGACGAGCAUGGGCUCAUCGAGAUCCAGGGCGGGCACAUGCGGAUCUCAAACAGCCGGAUCUGGCCCGGCCGCGUGCAGCUGGCGCUGUGCAUCUCCGCAGGCGGCGGCGCCACCGUACAGUACUGUACGACGGGCGCCGUGUGCGCCGCCGGGCCGCGCUCGGCCCUGUCCAUGGAGCAUUCGAGCGUGGACGGCGGCGCCGCCGGCUGUGUGUCAGCUUUGCACGGCGCGCGCGUGGGGCUGAGCGGCUGCCGCCUCCGCGGCGGCGGCGGCGUCAGCAGUGCAGGCGAAGCCGGCGGCGGCGCCGCGGCGGCAUGCGAGAUCGGCCUGGAGGUGCGCGGCGGCGGCACGCUGGCGGCGGCGUCGGAGUGCGAGCUGGCGGGCUGCGGCGCCGCCGCCGCCGACGGCGCGGCGCUGCACAUGGCCGGCUGCCGUGUGUCGUACCCGUCAGUGUACGGCGUGCUUGCGCGCGAUGCCGGCACGACGCUGUACGGCCGCGGCUUGCGCAUCGACGACGCUCGCCGCAGCGGCGUCGCCUCCGCCGACGGCGCCGAGCUGCGUCUGGUCGACAGCACCGUCGCCGGCAGCGCUGGCGGCCCCGGCGUGCUGCUGCUGCCGCCAACGCCUACGUCACCGCAGCGCCGCUACGGCGGCGGCGCCGCCAGCGGGGAUGUGGUUAUUGUGGGCUCGUCGGCGGCGGCGCUGCUGCCGUACGAUCAGCAGUCGCUACAGGACGUGGCGGGCGCGCCGCUGGCGGCGCCGGCGGCGGCGGCGCCGCGGGCAGUGGUGUCGCUGCUGCGGUGCGCGGUGUCGGCCAAUGCGGGGCACGGCAUGGUCGUGGCGGGUGGCGGCCUGGGGCAGGUGUACGACAGCGAGCUGUACAACAACAUGUACUGCGGCCUGGAGGCGGAGGGCCGCGGCUCCUGGCUGGAGGCGGUCGGGGCGCGCCUCAUCCGCAACGAGGCGCAGGGCGUGAAGCUGGUGGACGGCGCGGGCGGCGCGCUGACCAAGGUGACCAGCACCGGCAACGGCCGCGACGGCAUCGCCCUCGAGGGCGGCGGCACCGCUGCGCGCCUGGUCAAGUGCGAGUCGCGCGAGAACCGGGAGAGCGGGCUGUGCGUCACGGGUGGCGCCGCGGCCAGCAUGUCGGGCUGCCGGCUGUCAGCAAACCAGCAUGACGGGCUGGCGGUUGGGGGGCUGGGGUCGCUGGCGCUGGCGGACGGCUGCGCCUUUCUUGGCAACACUGCCAAGGGGGCGGUGGUGUGCAUGGGCGGCGCGGCGGAGCUGGGCCCCGGCUGCAGCCUGCACGGCAACGGCAGCCGCAGCGUGCAGGUGUCAGACGAGGGAAGUCGUCUGGUGCUGGCGCGCGGCACAUCAACCGACCGCCCCCCAGUGGCCACCAACGGGGGACAGCUGGUGCGCAUGUGAAUUAGCGCCGGCACUCGACAAACAACGCAAACUCAGACACAUAUUCAGGUACUCAGACGCUCGGACGCCAGGAGUGCCAUGGAUUCAUAGGCACGGAACCAGGGAGCGAGAGUGCGGGAUUCAUAAGCAGAGGCUCGCCGUCGCGUUAACGAUGACGAGCGAGGACGCAGGAGGAGUAUUUGUAGGGGCAAGCCAAUGAUUGCGCUUACGGUGACACCUGUUACGGGGCACAGACGAGAUGCCAAAUAUGCUGUUGAAAGCUUGUCCGCUUGGCUUGACCGCAUUUGCGAUUGUACAAAAUGGAGCUUGGCGCAAAGGUCAGACCUAUGGUUGAGUGAACAAACCCUGUACUUGACCGGACGUGACUUUUGGUGCUCGUGUCAGGUCGUGCCUGAGCACACGCGGUUUCCUGGCCCAGCCAUGCCAUCCACACUCCUGUCUGCAAUUGCUGCGAGACGGAUGCAUAGCUACAUGUUCAUAUGGAACGGUACGCAUGGCACCGCGUGUCCGGUGCUGGCGCCCUGUACCCGGCGGCUGCCCGGCGCGUGUGUUCCUGUUUCAUCAGCACGCACGUUAAUCGGUUUAAUAGAACGAUUGUGACCAUUACUUAGCGGGCUUGCCAUGUGGAGGCUUGGGGAUGCCUUUGCACGUUCGUGUGAGUUUCCGACCGUGUGCCUCGCGCAACCCAUUCUGAUUUCUUUCUUAGUGGAACAAAAUUGACGUCACCAUUUACGGUUGACACAAGCAGGCGGGCGGUGCGGCCGGAAGCGGGAUAGCGAAUGGGCUUCGACCGACUGAGUGUCUGUGUCACGCCUGACCCAAACGGCUGCCGACAGGCUUUGCUUGACUGCAGUACGGACGCACGCAUGGGGCUCUGCAUUACUUCGCAUUCCCGUUGUACAUACCAUGCAACAACACCGCCUGCCACUCUUGUUUACGACGAAGAAGUAGUUGGACUGUCGGACGGACUCCAGGAUGCUGUGGUGAUGCGGGCGAGGCGGUCGUGCGGCUAUGGACGUACGGUAUAUGUGAGAGUACGGUACGUGAUCGUGGGGCGGCUCCAGAUACGGUGUAUAUAAAUGUGUGGCGCCGCGUGAUGGAGCAGGAAGGCCGUGGCGGAGGCAGUGAGGUGGUGGAAUACAGGAGUUGCGGGCAACCCCCUGCCCCACAGGCUUGCUGCGUUGCCGUGAGGCGUGAGCUGAAGAGCACGGCGGUAGCCAGAGUCAAUGUUGUGGCCCGACCCGACGAUUGUGAACACGGUUAUCGCUGUUGUGUUAAGGCUGGCCGGCCAUGGUGGAGGUUGCAGCUGCUUGUGAUGUCACAACAACCAGGGUCAGGCUGUUUGGUUGGUUGGCGGGACUGGGCUGCUCGAGUCCUGAAAGAGACCGCAGCUAGAGAUGGCCGCCGCCGGUAGGCCGGAUACGAUACGGUCACAUCAUCUGAAUACACAUUCACGGUAUGAGAAAGUUCUCGGUAUGAGAGAUUCGAGAGACCCUGGAACGUACCGCAUACGGCGCAAUUAGUCCUUCUAACCACCGUUAUGUU
Chlamydomonas reinhardtii is the source of this 6137-nucleotide messenger RNA. RefSeq lists its product as uncharacterized. The record is from RefSeq and is a predicted model, not a curated record. The transcript has 10 exons. Lineage: Eukaryota; Viridiplantae; Chlorophyta; Chlorophyceae; Chlamydomonadales; Chlamydomonadaceae. Gene Ontology annotation, biological process: ubiquitin-dependent protein catabolic process; regulation of apoptotic process; protein ubiquitination. Bases 201 to 4592 code for a protein of 1463 amino acids.